Messenger RNA from Gregarina niphandrodes, 990 nucleotides. RefSeq names its product chaperone DnaJ. The transcript has a single exon. Gene Ontology annotation, biological process: cellular response to misfolded protein. Gene Ontology annotation, molecular function: Hsp70 protein binding. The record is from RefSeq and is a predicted model, not a curated record. The coding region runs from base 1 to 990 and encodes 329 amino acids. Gene Ontology annotation, cellular component: endoplasmic reticulum membrane. Lineage: Eukaryota; Apicomplexa; Conoidasida; Eugregarinorida; Gregarinidae.
AUGGUGGGCCCGUUGGUGGGCGCAGAGCAGUUUGCCGAAAUAUUUUCAGGACCUAUCUCCGGAGCGGGAGGGAGGCGAGAAAGCGUUAGAGGGUUUAGGAAGGUACCCGCACUCAAUAUGAGCUUGCCGCAGCAGCAGGAGUCGGUCCCUGGGGUGGCGUCCCCGGACGACUGUGAGCAUUAUGCAUUGCUUGGACUCGAACGCGCGCGGUGUCUGGAGUACACACCGCAACAACUUCGCCGGGCUUACCGGAAACAGGCAUUGGCGCUACACCCGGACCGCUGCAGUGCCCCCAACGCCGCCGCACGCUUCGAUGGUGUGAAACAGGCACUAGCCUUUCUACUCGACGAACCGCGUCGCCGUGAGUACGACCGAGCCUUCCUCGAGGCCCGCACGCGCCAGGCGCAACGCGACGCGCAAGCUCAAAUCCGACAAUCACUCGCCCAAGAAUUGCUGCGCAAGGAAAGACAAGCCGAACGCCGACAGGUCGAACGACAGCAAGCAGGACAGAGACACGCGGAACAACCUGUUGGCACCAAGCGCCGAGACGCUCAGUACGCAGACGCUCAGUACGAAGGUGAAGGUGGGCGCAAAAAACGUCACAAAGGUGACGACUUAGUGGAUCGAGGCAUCCACGGCGUGGACCGGCGUGUCUGCCGCAGCGGAUCGAGCGUGCCCGUUGACGACUUUAGCGACGACGAGGAGCUCUUUGCUGCUUUAGACGAACGGUUGAAGCAGCAACAAAAGAACAGCCAGUCAACAACCAGCCAGGUCACACCCAAAGUUGUCAUCCCGUUAGAUGAAAGCCCAGGUGCUUCUGAACCGUCUUCGGCAGGUGGGGAGCCAGCCACCGCGACUGUGCUCAUCGAAGACGACUCGGAACUGAUUGACCUGCGGAGCCCCGAAAGUGGCAGCGAAUCCGCAAGUGAAGACGAGAAACUUUUGCUACAGCAAUUGGUUAAUAUGAUAAAAAGGGACAAGCAGCCCUGA